AUGGGUGUUAUGCUUCAAAUGAUGCAACGAGCGACGUUGUGCUUCGUUCUCGAAACCGGACUUGUCAAGCCUUCCCGCACCCGAAUCAUCCGAUGCUGGCAUCCCUCAGAACCCACGAUCCUUGCUUUUGGCCAACCUCCAUGUCGAACAAAUGGUUCCGCGACAACACAGAGUUGUUUCUUGUUUCGGCUACGAGCCUACAAAUUGUGCGAGGACGCGCCCAUACGGACCGCUGAAUUUACAUUGCUGCUGAGAGUGUUUGUGGCUUGGAAUUUGCACGGAGCACUAAACUACGGAGUACCGAAGAUAACUUCAUCCGAUGACCACUCUCGCUGCGGGUCACACUCGCCCAAUGCUGUGCAAACAUCUGAGACAUGUGCAGUUCAGGAAUACAAUGGAAUACAACCCACCUUUCAUUCAGCGGAAUUUUGCAGCAACAGGUCAAUCCUUGAUCCACCGGCUAUGAUCCUCUCAGCGGCAUUGCUACAGAAGUCUGGAGCCAGGCGGCGGCGACACUGCUCUCAACCUCAGACGUCGAAUCGCCUAGACUCAGCGUCCACCGCAGUCAUUCCCUAA
Messenger RNA from Coccidioides immitis RS, 576 nucleotides. RefSeq lists its product as uncharacterized. The coding region runs from base 1 to 576 and encodes 191 amino acids. The transcript is spliced from 2 exons. NCBI's taxonomy places the organism in Eukaryota, Fungi, Ascomycota, Eurotiomycetes, Onygenales, Onygenaceae. The record is from RefSeq and is a predicted model, not a curated record.